AUGACAGCACAAAGCAUCGCACAAGGAAACAUUCCGCGAGACCUAGCCCUCGAAACACUUGUGACGCUGCAAGAAAUCCUCUUCCCACUCGACUCAGACUCUCAAUCUCUCUUGCGCGCGCUUGUUAGCAAACAAGGAUAUGACCCUGAAUGCUUGCGUGUAGAUAUCCGAGAAUACCGCCGAGCGGAGGAAAAGACGGUGCAGCUGCGGUACUGGAGCACAAGGCUAGAGGAUUUGUACGAGUAUAUGCAGAAUCCUACGCCGAGCGGCUAUAUAGAAAAAUGGAUGGAACGCAGAAGCGGCGCAAGGUACGUGAUGAUGGCGACGCUUGGAGGUGUCAUCUUUGCUGUGAUUCUAGGUAUAUUAAGUCUGGCUGUGAGUAUCUUCCAGGCAUGGGUAGGGUAUCAGCAGUGGCAGCAUCCUAUAAAUCCCAGUUGA
This is a messenger RNA of [Torrubiella] hemipterigena, 438 nucleotides long. The record is from the annotation of a GenBank genome assembly. Lineage: Eukaryota; Fungi; Ascomycota; Sordariomycetes; Hypocreales; Clavicipitaceae.